Messenger RNA from Penicillium salamii, 1611 nucleotides. NCBI's taxonomy places the organism in Eukaryota, Fungi, Ascomycota, Eurotiomycetes, Eurotiales, Aspergillaceae. The record is from the annotation of a GenBank genome assembly.
AUGUAUCUUCGGAAGGUUGCAGCGAUUGCAGCUCUUUUGGGUCGUGAUGCAGCUGCAUCGAUAGCUCCUACCCGCAGCAACUGCACUGCGUCUACAUUUCAAAACUUCAUCAAUGCCAAUGGAACCAAUGCAACCGUUGAGUCGGCUACAUACAUCCCUCAGCAUGGGUCGUUCAACCCAAUGAACUACACAUCUUCGACCGAAUACACCACGAACCUCCCAGAGUCCUGUGCCGUUCAAGUCAACGUGGCAUCUGAAGGAAACUCAAGCUACUUAGUUGGAAUUAUCCUGCCGUAUGAAUGGAAUGGACGCAUGCUGUACGGUACUGGAACGCAUUACGGAUUUGCCACAUUGUCCAGCAACCUGGGCCAUGUUGGAAUCGACACAACUGGUACCUGGGCCAUUGGUAGACCCGAAUCUGUUGUUGACUGGGGCUACAGGGCGUGGCACGGUACGACGAUUUUGGGCAAAUCAUUGAUCAAUCAUUGGUAUGGCGCUCCUUCUGAGUACAAUUAUUUCUACGGUUGCUCCACCGGAGGACGGCAGAGCAUGAAGAACCUUCAGAUGUACCCUGAAGAUUACGAUGGUAUCAUUGCUGGAGCUCCAGCUUGGUGGACAACUCACCAGCAACUAUGGAAUUUGAAGCAAACCACCUACCAAGCACCCGAAAACUCGACCCACACUAUUCCAGAGAAGGUGUUUGAUAUUCUUGCUGCAGAGGUCAUCAAGCAAUGCGACCCACAAGAUGGGCUGGUUGACUCCAUCAUCUCGGACCCACAGGGUUGCAACUUCGAUCCCAGCAGACUUUCUUGCAAUGCGACGAGCGCCGCAGAUGAAUGCCUCACCUCCCAGCAGCUUUCCACACUAUACAAACUAUACAAUGACUGGGUCGAUACGAACCAAACCUUUGUCUAUGGGCACAUGUGGCUUGGCAGUGAAGCAUCUUGGCUCCUUGGUAACAUUGGCCUUGGGAAAAACACGACAAUUGAGCAGCAAUACUGGUAUCCCCGGGACCUUAUGGGCCUCGGAGAUGGAUUCAAGUGGGAAGACCUAGACUACCUGACAGUUCAACUGGCCGAGAAUCUGGAUCCUGGCAACGCCACAGCUGACAAGUUUGACAUCAGCGAUUUUCAGAAGCGUGGUGGCAAGUUCCUCCACUACCAUGGAAUGUCUGACUCCUACGUUUCUCCGGAUGCCAGUCUUUACUACUACGACCAAGCUUCCAGUGCCAUGAAGCCCCAAGGAAUUGAGAUGGACGAUUUCUAUCGGCUGUUUCUCGUCCCAGGAAUGGAACACUGCCUUUCCACCCCUGACCAGAUGAAUGCCCCUUGGUAUUUUGCUGGACCCGACCAGGCUGCGACUAUCAACACGGGUACCUACAGUACUCCUGGAUACAGAGAUGCGCGACAUGACAUUUUGCUCGCUAUGAUGGCCUGGGUUGAAAACGGCACGGCCCCAAACGAUAUCAUUGCAACCAAGUGGAAGAACGAUACGAGCGCGGCCGAGGUUUUGCGUCAACGCCCCAUCUGCCAUUAUCCCUACCAAGCCAAGUAUGACGGCAAGGGCGAUCAUAACGACGCGGCAAAUUGGUCAUGUGAGAUGCUGUACUAA